Messenger RNA from Diospyros lotus (date-plum), 1627 nucleotides. Its product is annotated as putative glycosyltransferase 7. Gene Ontology annotation, cellular component: membrane; endosome; trans-Golgi network. Gene Ontology annotation, molecular function: galactosyltransferase activity. Lineage: Eukaryota; Viridiplantae; Streptophyta; Magnoliopsida; Ericales; Ebenaceae. The record is from RefSeq and is a predicted model, not a curated record. The transcript has a single exon. Bases 164 to 1432 code for a protein of 422 amino acids.
GCACUUGCACCAAGUCCGGCGAAGAUGCAGCUUGAGAUGUCCACAUCUCUACUCUAAACAAAUUAUAUUUAAACAUACAUAUCAGCUGCAUCUGAAUUCUCUAAAACGCUUCUUCUUCUUCUUCUUCUUCUUCUUCAAGGACUGUAUCAGUUGCAGAGCAACAAUGUCGUCGUUUUCCAAAAACACCUCUCUUCUCCACGUUGUAGCAGCGGCUAUAAUGGCGUUUCUGAUAGUUUGGACUUUCUGGCCAUCUUCCCCCAAGCCUCGGGAAACUGGUUCGGUUUCGCAGCUAGUUUCCAAGCCGAGGCUCAAACCCGUCGACGACACGUGGUGUCCAAACCUACGCCAGAAAACAUUCUACGACGACCCGAAUCUCAGCUACUCCAUUGGCAGACCAAUCAAGAACUGGGACGAUAAGCGACGAGAUUGGAUGAGGCUUCACCCGUCUGGGCGGGGUGAUCGGGUGGUUAUGGUGACCGGGUCUCAGCCGUCGCCGUGCCGGAAUCCGAUCGGAGACCACCUCCUACUGAGGCUAUUCAAGAACAAGGUUGACUACUGCCGGAUCAACGGCUACGACAUCUUCUACAACAACGCGCUGCUCCACCGGAAGAUGGACAAUUACUGGGCCAAAAUACCCGCGGUGCGAUCAGCCAUGGUGGCGCACCCGGAGGCCGAGUGGAUCUGGUGGGUCGACUCGGACGCGGUCUUCACUGACAUGGACUUCAGGCCGCCGUUGGAGGACCGGUACAAGGAUUACAAUCUGGUGGUGGGCGGGUCGCCCGAUUCGGUUUAUGAUAACCCGAGUUGGAUCGGGCUCAACGCGGGCGUGUUCUAUAUCCGGAACUGUCAAUGGUCCAUGGAGUUUCUUGAAGCGUGGGCAGAGAUGGGCCCACAGACGCCAAACUACGAGAAGUGGGGCCAGAUUUUGGCAUCAAGGGUGAAGGACAAGCUGUAUCCGAUAUCAGACGAUCAGACGGCCAUGAUUUACUUGCUGAUGAAAGAGAAGGAGAAGUGGAGCGAUAAGGUGUUUUUGGAGCACGAGUAUUGUAUCCAGGGCUACUGGGCGGGUCUAGUGGGAACGCUCGAGAACGUGACACGUAACUACGUGGGAUUGGAAAGGAGGGCGCGCAGGUUAAGGAGGCGGCGCGCGGAGAAGGUGGGGCGGAGCUACAGUGCGCUGUGGGAGAAGUAUCUGGAGGCGGCGGGCUACCGGAAGGACGCCGGAAAGCGGCCGUGUGUUACGCAUUUCACGGGGUGUCAGCCGUGCAGCGGCGACCACAAUCCGAUGUAUACCGGCGACUCUUGCCGGGAAGGGAUGGAGAGGGCUCUGAAUUUCGCCGACAAUCAAGUGCUCCGUAGCUACGGUUUCGUGCACCCCGACUUACUGGAUUCGGCCUCUGCGGUGCCGCUGCCUUUCGAUUUUGCGGCGUGACGGCGACCUGGUCGACGUGGACCACGUACGCUGAGAGCAAAACAUUGUGCCCUGAUUCUAGGGAUAAUUUUCCAUGUUUUGGGGCCUCUAUAUUCCGUGAUUGAAGGAUAUAUAUCAUUUACACAUUUACUAGUCACGUUAUGAUAAACGAAAAUGUUAAUUGUACUCUAUAUUAAUGUUUUAUAUUUUGUCAUA